Messenger RNA from Ceratosolen solmsi marchali, 2698 nucleotides. Its product is annotated as endoglucanase 10. Gene Ontology annotation, molecular function: hydrolase activity, hydrolyzing O-glycosyl compounds. NCBI's taxonomy places the organism in Eukaryota, Metazoa, Arthropoda, Insecta, Hymenoptera, Agaonidae. The coding region runs from base 840 to 2285 and encodes 481 amino acids. The record is from RefSeq and is a predicted model, not a curated record. The transcript has 7 exons. Gene Ontology annotation, biological process: carbohydrate metabolic process.
UCGACUCUCCAACAUAUACUAUAAUACCAUCGAGUUACGUGUUCGCCGCCUUGACGUCCGUACAUGCAGAUUCACUGUACGUGCAUGUACACGCGCACCGUAUUAUUAAUUGUCUGGUUGCCUCGAUUGUAACUGCCACCGGCACAACCACCCACACGAUACAUCCGCGAUAAUUAGUCUUUCUUUAUUAAUUUAUUAGUUAAUUAGUCUUAACGCCACGCUUACUUCUACGAUCUAUCGCGAUUAAUAUUGCGUUAACAAUAUUAUUUCGCAUCCUAUCACUUAAUUGCCGUCGUUUCGCAUAGAAUGCAAUACGAGUGAGUGGUUUCUCCAGCAUUAAUGGACUGUGGCUCACAAUUCGCCGAGGAUUAAUCAAAGAUCGACCAUUUUUCCACUGUGGAAGAGGAAUAUAAUACAACAACUGCAUCCAUGCACGUACAAUCGUUCGCUCUUUUGCUUCACAACAAGUAACGAUAGGCGCAUCGACUCGGGAACUCACGGAAUUUAUUAUUCUUACCGCGUUUACCUUAUGCAUGUGUGUAUACACAGGACAGAGGAUUCGUGCGUCGACUUUUCUUCGAUCAUUUAGAGUUAUUCCAUCGCCAAUUUGCGGAUAUGAGCAAAAAAAUCUCGAAGCCGAGGCAGAAGUUCAAGAGAUGUGUCGGACAGGCGGGAGCUCACUAUCGGGACUAGUGAUAACGCAGCCCGGAGGUGUGGCCCUUGUUGCUGUAUUCGAUUUCACUGGCAACAAUCUUGUUCGGUGAACAAGUUGAGCGUGACGAGGGCCGACAGUGGACAGUGGACCCUCUCACAGGAAAGAGAUCGAACAAUAAAGAAAGAUGAAAGCCAGUGCCUUCGUCACGUGCGUCACGUUCCUGGUGGCGACUACACCGGCGGCCAUCGACAAGCGGGCGAUCGUCACCUCAUCCUACCAUCGCUACGUCCGACCCAUCGAAGAGGAUAGCGACUACGCGAGGGUUUUGGAGCUUUCGCUGCUGUUCUACGAGGCGCAACGCUCGGGGAAGCUUGCACCCGAUAAUAGAAUUGCCUGGCGCGGAGACUCCGGACUCGACGACCGUGGUGACGACGGCGAGGACCUCACCGGCGGCUAUUACGACGCGGGCGACUUUGUGAAGUUCGGUUUCACAAUGGCCUCGACGACGACGCUACUCGCAUGGGGGGCCGUCAGUUGGCCCGAAGCUUACGCGAGACUCGGCCAGCUGGACGUGAUCCGUGAGGCCUUGAAGUGGGCCACCGACUACUUCAUCAAGUGCCACGUGAGCGAAAACGUCCUUUACGGACAGGUCGGCGACUUCACCGUCGACCACGCCUUCUGGGGCCGACCCGAGGAACUCAACACCAGCAGGCCCGUAUUCAAGAUCGACCCGGAGCACCCAGGCUCGGAUUUAGCCGGCGAGACGUCUGCGGCCCUGGCCUCGACGAGCCUCCUGUUCCGCACCGUCGACCCCGACUACGCGGAUAAACUCCUUCGGCACGCCCGGGAGCUCUACAACUUUGCCAAGGUGCACAGGGGACUCUAUCACGAGGCCAUCAGGGGCGCCGCCCAGUACUACGAGAGUACCGACUACGGGGACGAGCUCGCCUGGGCCGCGGCCUGGCUGUUCAAGGCCAGCAAUGAGACGAAGUAUCUCGACGAGGCCGAGCACCACUACCAACACUUUCAUCUGCGGGAGAGACCCAACGAGUUCUUCUAUAAUAAAAAGGUUGCCGGGGUUCAGGUACUCCUCGCACAAUUGACCGGCCAACAGGAAUAUCGCAACGCAGCCAAGGCCUUUUGCAAUUUCUCCGUGCGCCAGCAGAAACGGACACCCAAGGGUUUGCUGUACAUCGACAAAUUCGGGACCCUCUGCCACGCGGCCAAUGUCGCCUUCAUCUGUCUGCAGGCCGCUGAUUAUCCGGACAUCGGGGACCCUCAAGAGUAUCGGGAGUUUGCCAAACAGCAGAUUCACUAUAUACUCGGAGGAGCAGGUCGGAGUUACGUGGUUGGCUGGGGUCACAACCCCCCGACUCAGCCUCAUCACGCCGCCUCCUCGUGCCCGGAUAAGCCCACUGCCUGUGGAUGGUCCGAGUUCGACCGCAACGCUCCGAAUCCCCAGGUUCUGUACGGGGCCCUGGUCUCGGGUCCCGACGAGGCCGACCGCUUCCACGACCGUCGCGAGGACUACGUCUACACGGAGGUCACCCUCGACUAUAACGCCGGAUUCACCGGCGCACUCGCCGGUCUAUUACAGCUGCAGGCCAAGGCCCAGGCCCACCCACGCUAAAAAGAGGAACGAGCCGAGAAUUAAUUAUUAAUCUGGCGAAUUCGCAGAGACGAGAGCCAUAAGCUUUCCACGCGUUCGUCAAUUUCAAUUCGCUCGCCAAGUAUUCUUAUUCACUAUUUAGCGAUCUUAGCUGAGCAGACUUUUGUGCCUUUCAAUAAGAUAAAUAGCGUGUUUUAAAUGUCCAACUGGAUCUAUUGAUGGACGGGUGAUGCAAAGGAUAUCGUUCCUGUAAGCGGAUUAGCGAUAACAAUGUGCCGGGAAAUACACAUUCUUUUGAAUAAAAUAAAUGUUUCUAAAAUGCUAUCGGAAAAGGGUUUUAGCAAUUACACUGAAUAUAUUUUUGACACAGAUAAUGUGCCGGUAAUGUUGUACAAAAUGAUUUUGUUUAAAAAUAAAUACUCUAAAAAGUUUUA